UGCGCGAGCAGGGUUUGGCGCGGAAUCUGAAAUCUCUUCUUUCUAUCAACAGUCAACCACUGGAUUUCGUCAAUGAUCAGUAUCUGACUGCAGCCACUUACCUUAGCUAACUUUAUUUCCCUGUUUUCUUAGCACAAACCUACAUAACAGUUUAAUUGUGAAACUAAGUAUCAUUACAUUUAUCUUUACAUUUGUCAUUCAACAUCAGCUCUUCCAACCUGAGAUUAUACAAUGUCAUCCGGUCGAGGAAAACCAUCAAAGAAGGCAAAAGUAGCUGAGGAGCCAAGUGAUCUCAAAGUAUUUCACUUCGACAUGGAGGAGGAAAAGAAGGGAUUAAGUGGUUCAGAGGAAGACAUUCGUGAAGAUGAAACCCCAAUUGUUGACACCAAGUCAACAAAAAGACGACCUGGGCUUUCAUUUGAAGAAGACGAUCCUACUUUGGGUGUGAGCAAUGAGGUCCAGACGAUGUUGGAGAGGUUUGGGGCUGACAUAGGCAAAGCUAUGCAGGCUAAGAGGAAGAGGUUGGAGACUUUCACCAAAAGCUCUUUAAAAGGCAGCAAUCAGAAGCUAGAGCAACUGUGGAAAACACAACAUGCCCAGAGGCAGAAGCUGACACAAGAGUACUCCCAGCAGGUGUUCUCAGUGCUACAGCAGUGGGAGACCGAUACACAGAAGUCAGAGGAGCAGGAGGAGAAGCUCAAUAACCUAUUCCGCCAGCAGCAAAAACUCUUCCAGCAGGCGAGGGUUGUUCAGAGCCAGAAGCUAAAAACCAUCAGAGAUUUAUAUGACCAGUUUGUGAAGAACAUGGACGAGAUGGAGAAGAGUCAUGAGAGUUUCCUGCAAGGGGCGCAGGUGGAGCUGAAGAAGGAGAUGGCCAUGCUGCAGAAGAAAAUUAUGAUGGACACUCAACAACAGGAAAUGGCUACCGUGCGGAAGAGUCUCCAGUCCAUGCUGUUCUAACAGGAAAUGGCUACUGUGCGGAAGAGUCUCCAGUCCAUGCUGUUCUAGACAUGAUCCUCUUAGCUAUUUAGUUCAAAGUGCCAACAUUGUGCAAUGUUCAGUAUCACUGAUGUGUUUUUAUCAACAGCAGGAUUUGUAUCUAUUUACAUUUGUAUGUUAUGGUUUAUUUAUUGUUAUUGUUGUAUUUAUUGUAUGUUGUAAACUAAACGAGUUAAGACCCAAAAUAAUUUUUUGUCAGAAUGAUUUUGUUACUUGGUUCUUGGUUUUGGUUUUGUUACUAAGCAUGCAUUUAAUGUGAAUGAUUUUAUCAGAACAAAUACAUUAUUUUCUAAAUAUAACAAGAAGAUUCAACAA
Molecule: messenger RNA, 1314 nt
Organism: Alosa alosa (allis shad)
Lineage: Eukaryota; Metazoa; Chordata; Actinopteri; Clupeiformes; Clupeidae
Gene: sycp3
Product: synaptonemal complex protein 3
Exons: 9
Coding region: 232-960 (242 amino acids)
Biological process (GO): spermatid development; meiotic cell cycle
Cellular component (GO): synaptonemal complex
Source: RefSeq, a predicted model, not a curated record